Messenger RNA from Oryzias latipes (Japanese medaka), 1045 nucleotides. It is a transcript of the gene impa1, whose product is annotated as inositol monophosphatase 1. The record is from RefSeq and is a predicted model, not a curated record. Gene Ontology annotation, molecular function: inositol monophosphate 1-phosphatase activity. Lineage: Eukaryota; Metazoa; Chordata; Actinopteri; Beloniformes; Adrianichthyidae. Gene Ontology annotation, biological process: signal transduction; phosphatidylinositol phosphate biosynthetic process; inositol metabolic process.
GGGCAAGAAGAACCAAUGAGGUCAACAAUAAAAAGUUCCGUCCGCUCUUCUACCUGUACAGAGCUACAGGAAGUGACGUCAUGCAGCGGGAGGAAAAGAAGAAACCCGGAAGUGAGUGUCUCAAAGAGGCUGCAGGGUCCGUGUGUCUUUAACGCCAUCAUGGCCGACAUCUGGCAAAGCGCUAUGGACCAUGCCGUUACCGUGGCGAGGAAAGCUGGAGAGAUAGUGCGAGGGGCCCUGAAGGAUGAGAGAACCGUGAUGACUAAGAGUUGUGCUGUUGAUCUGGUGACCCAGACAGACCAGAAGGUGGAGCAGCUCAUCAUCCAAUCAGUGAAGGAGAAAUUCCCCACGCACAGGUUUAUAGGGGAGGAGUCUGUCGCUGCAGGUGAGUCCUGUAUCCUGAGUGAUGACCCCACCUGGAUCAUUGACCCCAUUGACGGAACCACUAACUUUGUUCACGCGUUUCCGUUUGUUGCCGUCUCCAUUGGCUUCUCCAUCAACAAGCAGGUGGAAUUUGGCGUUGUCUACAGCUGCCUGGAGGACAAAAUGUUCACCGCACGGCGGGGGAAGGGAGCAUUCUGCAAUGGCGAGCCCCUGCAGGUUUCUGAACAGGCAGACAUCCAUCAGGCCAUCGUUGCCACAGAAUUCGGCUCCAGCAGAGACCCGGCAGCCGUGGAUCACAUCUUCCGAAGCCUCAGGAACAUCCUGUGCCUGCCUGUUCACGGGGUGCGAGGUGCCGGCACCGCCGCCAUAAACAUGUGUCUGGUGGCUUCGGGCUGUGUGGAGGCGUACUACGAGAUUGGGAUUCACGUGUGGGACGUAGCUGCCGGCUCCCUGAUUGUAUCUGAGGCAGGUGGCGUCCUGAUGGAUGUGGAGGGAGGAGACAUGGACCUGAUGUCCAGGAGGAUCGUGGCCGCCAACAACAGGACGAUCGCAGAGCGGAUCGUCAAAGAGAUCGUGUCCUUCACCCUGCAGCGAGACGACGCGCCGCUUCAGAGCUGAUUUUCUUCAUGCAUGUUGACCUAUUAAAUUUUCUUUCAUCUGA